Molecule: messenger RNA, 1313 nt
Organism: Raphanus sativus (radish)
Lineage: Eukaryota; Viridiplantae; Streptophyta; Magnoliopsida; Brassicales; Brassicaceae
Product: protein MULTIPLE CHLOROPLAST DIVISION SITE 1
Exons: 5
Coding region: 93-1199 (368 amino acids)
Biological process (GO): chloroplast fission
Cellular component (GO): chloroplast inner membrane; chloroplast
Source: RefSeq, a predicted model, not a curated record
AUGGCACUUACAACUAAAUAACAACUAAACACAGGUUCGAAUAAGAACACACGGUGAGUGUUGUUCGGUUCUUCCCUCAGACAUGAAGUGAUAUGGCAUCCAUUAAUUCUCUCCAGUUCCAUUCUCUCUGCAAUCUCCAGUCGUCGAUUGGAAGAUCCAAGCUCCAGAUUCCUUCAAGCCUGCUUGUGUUCAGACGCAGACACAUAAGUCUUCAAGUCCAAACCAAUCAAAGAUUCGUGUGCAAAUCGAUUGCCGACGAUUCCUCGGCUCCAGACGAUGAAGAAACUCAGAACGAUGAUGAUAACGAGGAAGAAGAAGAAGAAGAAGUUGCCACGACUCCGAGUAACAACAACACGGCCACUGAAUCCGAGACUCCGAUGAUUUCGAGAUUCCGUACCAUGGUCACCACCAUCGCCAACGAUUCCGAGACUUCAAUCUCGAGAUUUCGGAGUAUGGUCACCACACUCCCUCCUGUCGUCUUCCUGAUGAACAAGUCCUCAGGGAAGAACAGCGUUUGGAUUGGUAUCAGCAUCGUAGCUACUCUCCUGCUCGCUUCUUUACGAGCUUAUGCAGUCAGAAAAUCGAGAGAUAAUAAUAACCGUCCUCCUGGCUCCGUUGCCGAUCUCGUGAGACGUGGCCAGCUGAGAUCCGGUGAUAGAAGAGGCAUCUCAAAGACUCUUAACUACGAAGACCCGUUCAACAACCCUUUCGUUAAACUUGGCAAAGGAAGCUCCACGGUGGAGAUGUGCGGUAAAGUUUAUAAGCUAGCUCCGGUCACGCUUACGGAGAAAGAACAGAGUGUUCAUCAGAAGAGAAGGUCGAGAGCGUACCAGUGGAAGAGACCGACUGUUUUCCUCAAAGAAGGAGACUCGGUGCCUCCUGAUGUUGAUCCUGAUACUGUCAGAUGGAUCCCUGCCAAUCAUCCGUUUGCGACCACGGUUAGCGAUAUCGAUCAAGACCUUGCUCAGAACAAUGUGUACCAGAAGCAAGGUGUUCCGUUUCGGAUUCGUGCUGAGCAUGAAGCUAUGCAGAAAAAGCUUGAAGCUUUACAAAAUGAGGAGAAGUUGAAUAGUUUGGGUAUUGAUAGUCAAAACGCCAGAGAUUUUCAGAGGCCGUACAAGUUCUCAGGCCAGCUCGAGGAAGACCAUAAUGUCCAGGAGAAUCAUACUGGUGAUUCAUCUUCUGAGGAGACGCAAUAAGCUUUUAAAUAUAGCCUUGAGAGUCACACUUGCGUUCCAAGAAACUGAAGAUACUUUUUUGUUCUUUUUGGUGAUAUACGUUAAAAAAAACCUAAAUCUCUGUUUUUUCUUUCA